Molecule: messenger RNA, 642 nt
Organism: Cylicocyclus nassatus
Lineage: Eukaryota; Metazoa; Nematoda; Chromadorea; Rhabditida; Strongylidae
Source: the annotation of a GenBank genome assembly
GAGGAAUCCGAAACGAUAAGAGUUUCAAAAGGAAAGACUACCUUGUCUACGGAGGCUUUGAAGAGAACCAAUGCCGCAAGGACCAGUGUUGGCAUCCUACCAAAGGCAGAAGUACCUGAACCUCCAUUGAAGAGCUCGAGCGACCAAGAUUUCCGCGGAGGAGAGGGGAAAUCUCAAGUACAAUCACAAAACUUUAUGUCUUGGUUUACUGAAAAGAACUAUAUAAACACCAUCAUUAUCGCAUCGGGCAUUUUGGUCGUGAUGGUGAUAGCAACUGUAUGCAUCAUUGGUUACUUUGUCGAGAAAAACAACAGGAAACGAAAGGAGAUGUAUAAAGAACAAAUGGAAAAGGAAGAGGAAAAACGGAGAAGAAGGAAGAGAAAAAGUCACGCAAGUUCGAAGAGGCACAAAGAUUCUGAACACGAUGAGCCGCAACUAAUGGCAAAGAAAUCUGCUGUCUCUCCUCGUCCUGAUCCGGUUAAAAAGGCUGUCGCUGAUUAUCUGGAAGCUCAACUACAGACGUGCCGCUUAGCGGUAGAUCCGGAGAAGGCGGGAGGUGAUGUGGGAGCGUUCCAACCUCAAAAUGACGACUACUUUGGAAACGCUUCGACUCCCCAGCAGGCAGCACAGACUCCGUGGUAG